GCCGGCACUUCGCGUACCAUCGUCGCGGCGCGCGGUACGUUCCACCAACGUGCUCCACCGUCGUUUCACCUACCCGCGUUCUCCGAAUACCUACCUGGAGCCAUACGCGCGAGGGAAAUCGGCGCGAAAGAAUCCCUCGCGGUUCGGAAGGAUCCGCCGCGAUGAUGCCGCGCGCGCACCAUCUCCGGGAUCCAAGGGUCUGCUCGAUGAUCGCGCGCGAAUCCUGAUCGAAUCGAGUUCUCGCGGUGCGAGAGUGCGCGGAGUGAAAGUGCCGAGAGGGUAAAAAAAAAAAGAAAGGAAGAAGGAAAGAAACGAGUCGACGCGACAGAGAGGAAUAUAAGAGGUUGAAAAGUGACGGGGAUACCUGUGAACCGGGUCGGCAUGGAGUCGCGCCGUAGUCGGCACGUCGGAACCGCGGCAGGAUCCCGCCGAUCUCGCGGAACGGCGUGCGACGACGACGCGGUGCCCCGGUGAUGAGGGAGACCCGAGGCUAGAGUGUGUUAUGCGCGAGUGUGGCUCACCGGUUGCGGGAGCAAGCAGCAGGUCGUCGUCGUGAUGCCGUUUGUGAUGCGAAAAGUGGAGCCGCGGCACCUGUGCCGCGGCCACGUGCCGGGGGAUUCGCAGCCGGGUUGGCCGGUGGGCGCCGAGCUCGAGGCGGUGGCGAACGGUGCCCUCACCAGCUCCCUCAAGCAGCUGGCCUCUCUGCUGACCAUCGCGGAGGACAUCUUCGCGGGCCUCACCGCCGAGCUGGGCCAGGUAGCCGAGAGGAGCGGUCACCUGCGUCACAAGAUCGACAAGAUCGAGGAGCGACUCGGCAGCGUCGAUCCCAAGAAAGUACCAGUCCCGGAAUCUGAUAUCUGCACUUUCGCGGCGAGGACGGAACAUUUUCACGUCACGAAUAAACCAUCGAUGGGACUGUUCACGUCGGACACGAGACCGAAAGCCCUGAGGGAGCUGUACGAGCUCGCUGCUAUAGUCGCCGUCCGAAGUUUGGAUUCCUUGAGGAGGGAUGGCAGCUCGAUGGAUAUGUUCCUCUGCACACCCGUCCUUGGUAAGAGGCGGCGAGAUCAGAGCCUCGACAUCGAAGCCAGAGUCCCGGCUGCUAUCGAGGAUCUGCGAAGAUGGACAUCCGCCGAAGCGCUCGGCGACGUUACCGUACCGCCAGAUUGCUCGUCCAGGAUCCUAGGCGACACGACCAGCGACGAUGCCGUCGAUCACAAGCUACCCAGCCCCGAGGAACAGGUUCAGGCUAUCGCGCUCAAAUUCCCGGCGGAAAUCGUAGCGGUGGAUGUGAGCGGACGUGGUUUCGCAAGAAUGUCGAUGAGGAGGAAGUCCUUGCUGUCAGGACCAGAGACACAAGAAACGGCGGUGAAAAGGAGAUCGCGGCCACGCAGACCAAGAGGCAAGAGACGAAACACGAUUGCUGGUACCGAUCAGAAAGAGAUUCGACAAGCUAUUGGAGGGGAGACGACUGGCGACGAGCCCGAGGAGACGGUGCCAAGCGCCACGCCGAGAGCCCAUCGCUCAGCGAGCACCGACAUCCUGGGUUCCACGAAGAAAGAUUCGCCUACGGAAAAGAAGUCGCACUUUAACACGCUGAAAGCUUGGGGUAUGUCCAGAUUGAAACUGAUCAGUCCCAAGUCGAAUCAGCAACAGCAAGAGACGACGACGAUCAACGCGGAGAGAUGCGAGCAAGCUCAAGGUCAAACAAGAUCGCCGGAGGAGAUCAACAUCUACGAGACGGUAACCACGAGACGCAGGAGAGAUAAAUCGCACGAGAGGAAGCCCAGUUCGUCCAGCUCGAGUGGCAAGAGCACGGCGAGCAUACCGGUGUCGGUACCGAGCACAGACAACAAACAGCCGAGCGUGAAAUUACGCGAGAGCGCCGCUCAGAGAAGAGAGAGACGGAAGGGCAGCAACCGCGACGACGCGCCGCACUCGAGCUCCGGAAACUGGAGCGCCUCGUCCGAGAGCGGAAGGGCCAGUAUAGGUAGCGAGACUACAACCACUACGCAUCAGCCCAGAUCCACGACGACAGCUUCGAUUGGCACGUCCUCCACUUCCUUAAGUCACAUGAGGCGACUCAAGGGAAGAGACACCUCGGCCUCAUCCUCGGUAACUUCCGAAGGUACCUUAACCCCGGAUAUCAUACAGGAUAUCACGGUGGUGCCCUUCUCCGACGACGGCGAGACGUCGUCGGUAUAUUCCUGCGACACGGAGGGAUAUUAUACUUCGUUCCACAUGGAUUCAGGUCUUAAAACGCUUAGGGAAGAGGAACCGGUGCCGCAGAGUCCUUUAAUCAAGUCUAAUGACAUCAGUUCAGACCCUACUUCGCCAGUUGUUGAGAACGAAUACGAACUUUUUGGCAGAGGAUCAACUUCUACAACGACUAGUUCAGCCGGGACGGUUUGCACCGCACUUAUGGCGCCACCACCUCCGGAGCGUAAAUCCAGCCUCACAGUUGUUGCUAUGGUUCACGGUCAAAAUCAAAACGGCGGCGAAUCGCCCGAUAGCGGUCACAAUACGUCUUCGUCUCCCGUCGAAUCCGCCUCGAGUCCUGCUUGCACCGGUCGAUCAUGCUCCGAGUUCGAAUACUCAGAAUCCAGCGAUUUGGAGGGUUGCGAGCGAAUCGAAAGGAUCCGCUCGAAGACGGCGAUCACGACCAGUCGAAUUCCCUCAAUGUGCGUAAUCACACCACCAGUGUCCGACGACGAGCAUGCGAGAGAGACAGACCAGUGCGAGAAGAAGACGAACGAAUCGACGAGGAGAGGGGGCCUUCAAAGCGGCGGAUCGGUGCUGAUGUCUGCUACCGUUGGCACUUCCAAGAUGGAAGUGAUCAACGGUCAGGACAAGAAUCUGUACGCCACCGUACAGGUAUUGCCAGCAAUCGUCAACAAUGACAGACCGAUGGCGACGACGAGCCAAUCGUCGUCGUCGUCUUCGAAGAUCAGUCCGCUGAGCGGUGUCCUGGGCAAGCUUCGCGGCGUACUUCCGGGCAAGAAGCACGCCACGAAGAACGGUGCCGUGCAGGAGCUGUCAAACGCAGACUCCGGCGACUAUGUGACCAUAGCCGACGUGAGGAACAACAACGACAAGCGCCCCGCGGGUCUGCCCUCGUCUUCGUCAUCGUUAUCGUCAUCGUCGUCAUCAGGCAUGACUACCGUUCGACCUACCGUUACCUAUGCCAAUUCCGAUAUCUUCAAAAAAGACGCUGAGUACGUGAGUCUGAGCGAAUUGCCGAAGAAACCGGAUUCGUCAUUGGAAAGGAAAAGACAGGGCGCCCGAGUUACUUUGGAUUCCGAAGGCAAGGUCGUCUAUUCAUCCGAUAGUUUAAAAAGAAGAAAGGGAGCACAUACGACGUUUAAUCCAGGUCCUUUUGUGAGAGAAGGAGUAUCACCGAGCCCAUCACCGUUGCUUCAUCGCGCGAUGCCGAACGUCCGCGCCAUCACGAAGACCGGCGACGUCGUGGACGGUUCGAACGUUCGGACAUCCACGCCGCCGACGUCGCCUCAGCUGGGUAAGCUGAUCAUUCGAGCAGCGCGGAGUCCGGAUCGCGCGGCCAGUCCGGAUUACGUGCGCACACCGGCAACCGUGGUCGGUCCCACGAACCCGAGCAGUCCCCACAGACAGUUCCGUGGGGCUUACGUCAACGUGCAAGGCGACGAAGAAAAUACUUUGCUGGCGAUACCUUCGGAAUCGGUACCGCCGCAAACUAUCGUUCAACCACCGCCUUACAUUGCUCCGCCGAAACCCGAUGAUCGGCAAAAAUUGCAAAAGAGGUAUCAAGAUAUCUUGAAGGACUCGCAGCUGCCGAAUCUGCGAACGUGUUCCGAAAAUGAGAAACAAACGAUCGCAGAUCAGAAACAAUCCUAUACACAAGAGAUGUACGAACCCCGUCAAAAUGAUCAGCUGCGCGACAAUCGUGGGAACUUUUUCGAUCAGCAGCGAAUGUCAAAGAACUACGAGUACCAACAACAAGUCCGCAACUAUCAGACAGUGCAUAUGCAUAACGCGAGGAACCAACAGUUCUGUGCGCCGGUCAGAGAUAUUGAUCAACAGCAGUUUUACACUCUGCCGACGAGAAGGCCUCAGCGAGAAAUCGAACCACCUCGAAGUGUCACGCCGGAUAUCACCAGAGGUCUGGGACACGGUUCUCUCAGCAGCAUGCACAUGCUGGCGAAACAAGGUCAACAAAGGGUCACGACUGCGGAGAAUGAGCAGAGUCGACGCAGCGUGGACGUGGGCAAUAGAAACUUGGAGCAAGCGGAAACGAGAGACAGAGUCAUGCAGAAUCAAUCGCAAUCAAUUGUGGAUGUCAGAAAUAGGUUCGCAAUGCCUCUAAAUUUAGCUGCAUUUGGCUAUCGAUUCUUCGCAUCUUCGCCCGCUAAUGAUCCUCGUACGAAGUCUUCUAACGCGGACAUUCUACGGAAUAAUCCAAUUUCGCCGAUCGGCCAUGGCUGUUACAAUAACGGCUUCAAGUCGUCCACUCCCACCGACCAUCACGGGCGAUCGGCGCCAACCGUGGCGGAACGUCUAGCUUUAACUGCCACCGCUGGCAAUAAUUGCCCGUCGCCGAUACCGAUGAGUGGUUCCUCGGGUAGAAGCACUCCCGUCCAGACCUCUUCCGGCAGGACGACACCGACCAAUUUGAUCCUAUCGCCUACGAAGAGCACUAUGUCCAACGAAGAGUUAUUCGCCGCGAUUCACAAGUCGAAAAAGCGACUCAACAUUAGGCUCAACGAGAACGAGAACGAUAACGAAAGUCUGUCGCUUUGUGGAUCGAUGAACUCCCUAGUGCAAGCACCAGCUGGUACCAGGCACAGCUGGAGCCCAGAAUCUCAUCAGAAAACUACAGAGGUACCGGUUACUGUACAAUCGCCUACGUCACGGAUGGAUUUCAAACGUUUGCUUCUUCAACAAAGCGUAAAGACGAGUCCCAUGCGAUUAUCGGCGGCGGAGCAAUUGAAAUUGUCGCGUCAACAAUUGUCAUGUCAACAACAACAACAACAACAGCCAUCUCCAAAUACUCAUCAGAGUCCUCUGGCCAAAGUUUUGAGUCCACGCUCGGUUUGGAGGUUUCAAACACCGAGAAGCGAUGUCCUCUCGUCCACUAUAAUCGAGGACACCGCAGCGGAAGAGAAAGCUAUGAAACCAUCACCGGAAAACACAUCUCCUAUCUCAAGACUGAGCCGUAGAAGACAAUUAGAUCUCAGCAGCGACCUAGCGACUCAUCUUCAUAUUGAUCACGAGGACAAGAUCGCAAAUUUCAACGAUAGGCUAACGACAAGUAAAACGUCUAACGAAGUCAAUCUUGAUCCAACAAUCAAACUGCUGAAUCAAAAUAACAAACCUCAAGAACUAAUCACAAAUGAUGAGCCUGCACGAACCGCGUCUCCCGCGAAAACUACAAUAACCGGUCAAGAUCCUUCGUCUCGAAACAAUAUUAAUACGACGAUACAAUACUCGAAAACUUCGCUCGAGCCCAAAAGUCAGGAUCCCAUGAGUGCUCUCGAGUCGCGAAGGAUCAGUAAUCAAUUGGCGAAAGCACAGUUCCUAGCUAGUACACCUAUCAACACCAAUCCGUCGCAGAAUCUCUAUUUUAGCAAGAGAUUCAGAGCGCGAUCAGAAUCUCCGCAACACGCUGUGACGCAAAACGUUGCAACACGUAGCCCGAGUGCUCCUACUCUCGAAACCGCUUUAUGAUCCGAAAAUACGUUAAUAAUGAAGACAGAGAUUUUGCAAAUAUAGCUCUUCAUUAUUAAUACAUAUUAAUAUAUAUAAUCUGUAUAUUGGCUCUUCU
Messenger RNA from Camponotus floridanus (Florida carpenter ant), 5800 nucleotides. RefSeq lists its product as uncharacterized. The record is from RefSeq and is a predicted model, not a curated record. The coding region runs from base 556 to 5703 and encodes 1715 amino acids. The transcript has 11 exons. Lineage: Eukaryota; Metazoa; Arthropoda; Insecta; Hymenoptera; Formicidae.